CGUCUCUACUCUAGGGGGAAGCGACCAUCUCUCAGGUAGACACUAGUGCGCACAAAGGAAAAACUGGGCAUCCAGCGUGGAGGCCGCGGACUCAAACGAAAACACGACACGGAUCCCUGGCGCCCAAUCGCCCCUUCCCGGAGGGUGGCAAUCGCAUUUCUCGCGAGAUUUCUCGUCUUGCCGGGAUCGCGAAGAUGAAACCUCGCGGCUUUCCAGAGAAAGGGUCCGAAAGGACAGCUCCUGCUAACCCUACUUUACGGAACCUUCGAGAGCCUAGAUCCCGCAGCCCCUCAUCCAGUACCUUCCAUCUUUUUCUCCCCCACCCCCUCCCAUCUCUCAGUUCUAAGGACUUCCGGAGCCAGACCGGAACCGGAAGUUCCUGGAAGCGAGGGGGUGGGGCCGAAAGUCAAAAAAAGCGCGGUGAAAACUGGACAGCCAAGCUGGCCGGGUGGUGGUGGUGGUGACUCCCUGGCAGUCCCGUGGCGGUUCCGGAUGGACUCCACCGCCUGCUUGAAGUCCUUGCUCCUGACCAUCAGCCAGUACAAAGCCGUUAAGUCGGAGGCGAACGCGACCCAGCUUUUGCGGCACUUGGAGGUAAUUUCUGGACAGAAGCUCACACGAUUAUUUACGUCAAAUCAAAUAUUACCAAGUGAAUGCUUGAGUUGUCUUCUAGAACUACUUGAAGACCCAAACAUAAAUGCACCACUGAUCUCCAGUAUCAUCAGUUUGUUAUCUCAAUUAGCUGCAGACAAUGAAACAAGAGACUAUCUUCAGAAUACAUAUAACCUGAAUAAUGUGUUGGCAGGAGUGGUAUGUCGGAGCAGCACUUGCCACAGUGAUUCAUUGUUUUUGCAGUGCAUUCAACUUCUGCAAAAGUUAACAUAUAACGUCAAAAUUUUCCAUUCUGGUGCAAAUAUAGAUGACUUAAUUACAUUCCUGAUAGAUCAUAUUCAGUCUUCUGAAGAUGAAUUAACAAUGCCUUGUUUGGGAUUAUUGGCAAAUCUUUGUCGACACAAUCUUUCUGUUCAAACACACAUAAAGAGUUUGAAUAAUGUGAAAUCUUUUUAUCGAACUCUUAUAAGCUACAUGGCCCAUAGUAGUUUAACUGUAGUUGUGUUUGCACUUUCAAUAUUAUCCAGUUUGACAUUAAAUGAAGAGGUGGGGGAAAAGUUGUUCCAUGCUCGAAACAUUCAUCAGACUUUUCAGCUAAUAUUUAAUAUUCUCAUAAACGGCGAUGGCACACUAACCAGAAAGUAUUCAGUUGACCUACUGAUGGAUCUCCUUAAGAAUCCUAAAAUUGCCGAUUAUCUUACCAGGUAUGAGCACUUUUCUUCAUGUCUUAAUCAAGUAUUAGGUCUUCUUAAUGGAAAGGAUUCUGAUUCUUCCUCAAAGGUUUUAGAAUUACUUCUUGCCUUCUGUUCAGUGACUCAGCUGCGCCAUGUGCUCACUCAGAUGAUAUUUGAACAGUCUCCCUCUGGCAACACUGUUCUGGGAAGCCGUUCUAAAUGUGUAGAACCUACUGUAGCUCUUCUUCGAUGGUCAAGCCAACCCUUGGAUGGAUCAGAAAACUGUUCUAUUUUAGCAUUGGAACUAUUUAAGGAAAUAUUUGAGGAUAUCAUAGAUAGUGCUAACAGUUCCUUAGCUGACCGUUUUGUGACCCUUCUGCUGCCUACAGUCCUUGAUCAGCUUCACUUCACAGAUCAAAAUCUAGAUGAGGCCUUAAUAAGAAAAAAAUGUGAAAGGAUGAUCAAAGCUACUGAAGUUUUGCUAACUCUAUGUGGAGACGAUACUCUAAAAGUGCAUGUUGCAAAAAUUCUGACUACUGUCAAAUGUUCCACUCUGAUAGAACAACAGUUUACAUAUGGCAAGAUUGAUCUGGGUUUUGGAACAAAGGUAGCUGAUUCUGAAUUGGGCACGCUUGCUGCUGAUGUGAUUUUGAAAACUCUUGAUUUGAUGAACAGACUUAAGCAUUUAGUUCCUGGUAUGGAAGUAAGCUUCUACAAAAUCCUUCAGGAUCCACGCCUGAUAACUCCUUUGGCUUUUGCUUUAACAUCAGAUAAUAGAGAACAAGUCCAGUCUGGACUGGGAAUAUUAUUGGAAGCUGCUCCACUGCCAGACUUUCCUGCUUUAGUACUUGGAGAAAGUAUAGCAGCAAACAAUGCCUAUAGACAACAGGAAACAGAACAUAUGCCCAGAAGAAUGCCUUUGCAAUCAUUAAAUCACAGUUUUCCAACAUCAGUAAAAUGUUCAACUCCUCCAGUCUUGAAAGAUAAAAUGCCUGGAUUGAACAUUGAGGACUUAAUAGAGAAACUUCAGUCUGGAGUAGUGGUAAAGGAUCAGAUUAAUGAUGUGAGACUAUCUGACAUAAUAGAUGUAUAUGAAAUGAAACUCUCUACAUUAGCAUCCAAAGAUAGCAGGCUACAAGAUCUCUUGGAAGCAAAAGCUCUAGCCCUUGCACAGGCUGAUAGACUGAUUGCUCAAUAUCGCUGCCAAAGAACUCAAGCUGAGACAGAGGCACGGACACUUGCUGGUAUGUUGAGAGAAGUUGAAAGAAAAAAUGAAGAGCUUGGUGCAUUGCUGAAGUCACAGCAGGCUGAAUCAGAAAGAGCCCAGAGCGACAUAGAGCAUCUCUUUCAACAUAAUAGGAAGUUACAGUCUGUGGCUGAAGAACAUGAAAUACUGACAAAAUCCUACAUGGAACUUGUUCAGAGGAAUGAAAUUACUGAAAAGAAAAAUAAAGAGUUGCAGAUCACAUGUGAUUCUCUGAAGAAACAAAUUGAGACAGUGAAAAAGUUGAAUGAGUCACUCAAGCAACAAAAUGAAAAAACUGUUGCCCAAUUAAUAGAAAUAGAAGAACAAAGAAAAGAAGUACAGAACCAACUAGUAGACAGAGAAUGUAAACUAGCAAACUUUCAACAAAAAACAAAAAUACAAGAAGAAAAAAUUAAAGUCUUACAAAAAGAAAGAGAAGAUAAGGAAGAGACCAUUGAUAUCCUUAGAAAAGAAGUAAGCAGAUCGGAACAUAUAAGAAAAGAAUUGAGCAUUAAGGCUUCCUCACUAGAGGUUCAAAAGUCCCAAUUAGAAAGUCGUUUGGAAGAGAAAGAAUCGCAAGUAAAACUUCAGCAAGAGGAGUUGAACAAACACUCUAAUAUGAUAGCAAUGAUCCACAGUUUAAGUGGUGGAAAAAUAAACCCAGAAACUGUAAAUCUCAGUUUAUAGACAUUAUAUAUUUAUCUCCUGGUGAACAUGGGGCGGAAGAGAUAAUUUCUGACUCCACAAAAAAGCACAUUAUUAGCUAAUUAUUAAUUUAAGUAAAGAAACUGAACUGAUACAUGAUUUAUUUGGUCUUAAAGUUUUACUUCCUGUUUUUUACUUCUUUUUGCAUAGAGUUUUCUUUGAUUCUUAAAUUAGAAUAUUAUUCUUAACCUCCUUUGUCUUUCCUAAGGCUUUUCUUUUGUAGCUUCCCACUCUCUUCUGCUUGUUUAAUUUAGUCUUAUUCGUGAUUAUAUAGAUUUUAAAAAUCAAACUUGCUUGUUAUAACAAUCCUAAAGAUUAAUAAAUUGAAAAUGUGAUUAGUAAAAAGAGAAAAGGCAUGAUAUAGCCAGAGAACUCUUUCUCUAAAGUAAUACAAGAGAAAAUAUCAGUGAAUUUAAUAUAAUUUUAUUACUACAUUUAAAGUGCACAGAUAGCCUUAGCUGGUUUGGUUCAGUGGAUAGAGCAUCAGCCUACAGAUUCGAUUUCAAUCAAGG
This is a messenger RNA of Pipistrellus kuhlii (Kuhl's pipistrelle), 3749 nucleotides long. It is a transcript of the gene CIP2A, whose product is annotated as cellular inhibitor of PP2A. The coding region runs from base 493 to 3219 and encodes 908 amino acids. The record is from RefSeq and is a predicted model, not a curated record. NCBI's taxonomy places the organism in Eukaryota, Metazoa, Chordata, Mammalia, Chiroptera, Vespertilionidae. The transcript is spliced from 21 exons.